Nilaparvata lugens (brown planthopper) is the source of this 1741-nucleotide messenger RNA. RefSeq lists its product as uncharacterized. The record is from RefSeq and is a predicted model, not a curated record. Lineage: Eukaryota; Metazoa; Arthropoda; Insecta; Hemiptera; Delphacidae. The coding region runs from base 1252 to 1689 and encodes 145 amino acids. The transcript has 2 exons.
AAAUGCAAAGAAACAAUACUUUUUAAUGCGAUUUGAAACUUCCAGCAACUCUAAGCAAACAUGGAAGUUAAAAGAGAAAUAACUGAAGUGCAACUGUCAAGAACACAAAUUCACCAAAUCAACUUGGGAGAGAAUUGAAAUUGGGAGAUGAAUAAGGAUAUGGAAAAUUAUUUCAAUGAAUUUUUAUUAUUAUUGGAUCAAAACUGGCCCAGGACAUUCUAAAUGGCGAUUGUAAUGGCGCAGAUGAGCAUGCGGCAGCUGAUCAGAGAGUCUGCCGGUCACUAUUCUUUGCACCUGUCAGUGAGGACGAAAUGAUAAAAAUCAUAAAUAGUCUUAAAGCUAAUAGUGCACCUGGACUCGAUAAUUUAAAGCCAGAUUUUUUCAAACAGAAUAAUACUAUACUUGUCAAGCUUUUAACACAUAUUGCAAACAGAAUUUUUGAGGAAGGUGUUUUUCCACAGUGUCAUUUGUCCAAUCUUCAAAACAGGAGAUAAGAAAGAUGAAUUGCUACAGACCCAUAUCAUUACUCAGUACAUUAUCGAAAUUUUUUGAAAAGUGUAUCAAAACAAGACUGAUCAGCUUUCUUGAAAAAAUAAUCUUCUAUCGCCAAACUAAUAUGGUUUUAGUUCUAGUCGCAGUACAAAUGAUGCUAUCCACUAUGUGUAUGUUACCACUCAGAUUGCCGAUAAAAUAAACACUGAAGAGAAACCAUUAGCAAUAUUCUUCAAGCUUUUGAUACGGUGUCACAUGCCAUUCUUCUUUCAAGGCUAGAUAACUAUGGAAUAAGAUGAGUCGCAUGGAAUCUGUUCAAGAGCUACCUAUCAAACCGAACACAAUGUGUCAGAGUCAAUGGAUGUACAAGCAACAAGCUGACUGUGAAGUAUGGAGUGCCACAAGGAACAGUAAACAGUACUAUGACCAAUUCUAUUUCUGCUCUACAUAAAUCCAUUAUGCAACAUGGAAAUUAAUGGAUCAAUCACCACCUUUGCAGAUGACACUGUCCUACUGUUCUCUGAACCGACCUGGGAGAUGACCUAGAGAGAAGCUGAGACUGGACUUCAGAGGGUGUCUCACUGGUUGAAUGAAAAUCUGCUAACAUUAAACUAUUAGAAAACCUUCUUUCUGACCUUUUAGGCGACUCAACAGGAAAUGAGAUAAUAAUCAAGAAUCAACGGAAUAACACUUCAUAUUCAAUUCUAUUCUAUUCAUACACAGUUCACAAGAAACAGUCACAAAUACCUGGGAGUUACAAUGACUCUGCGCUGGGAUCAUCAUCUCAAUGAAUUAUGCGAGAGACUGAGGAAGACCAUCUACAGAUUCAGGAUCCUGAAGACACUGGUCGACAAGGGAUGUCUAAAAGUUAUCUACUUCUCUCUAGCACAGUCCCUCAUCCUGUAUGGGAUUGUAGGAUGGGGAGGUACAAGCUUCUUGCACAUCGAACCGCUCCUCAGGGUACAGAGGCUGAUCAUGAGGGUCAUCAACCAGAAGCAUCCACGCUAUUCAUCAGACCAACUAUUCAAUGAGUUUGACGUGAUGGAUCCAAGACAGCUUUACUCCAAGGAGAUACUAUGCAGAUUACACAAGAACCCAAUUCAAACCAGAAACCACAAUCACAACACAGAUACAGGAAUAUUCUCAUUACCAAUGUUGCAAGGAAGGCACUAUACCAGAGAAAUUUCAAUCAUUUAGCACCAAAAUUAUAUAAUCGAAUUCCUGCAAACUUUAAACAGAUUAAUCAUCC